Daldinia vernicosa is the source of this 2776-nucleotide messenger RNA. Its product is annotated as bicyclomycin resistance protein. Gene Ontology annotation, molecular function: transmembrane transporter activity. The transcript is spliced from 2 exons. The coding region runs from base 735 to 2477 and encodes 580 amino acids. Gene Ontology annotation, biological process: transmembrane transport. Lineage: Eukaryota; Fungi; Ascomycota; Sordariomycetes; Xylariales; Hypoxylaceae. The record is from RefSeq and is a predicted model, not a curated record.
AUCCACCUUACCUACUACAUUCUGCCAGGAUGCCCCAAAUAUAUACCUCUAGGAUCGCUAGGAUCUAAGGUAUGUAUGUAUUAGAAGAUUUCUAGAGCCCCGACCUUGCACAAAAUCGGACUCGGCUGGUCGGACGGUCGACCGAUAAAUGCAUAGUCCUUACCGACAUCUUCCCCUUUAACCCUUGGCGUUGUCACCAACUAGAACCAAUCGAAUGUUUUACUGGUAAAAGCGUGACAUCGCUUUUACAGUAAUUAGUCAACCCGACCAUGGCCGGGAUUCGGUUCGAUAAACCUACACUCGUCCCUUCUUCCCAUCUCUUCUCUUUCUGUAGUGUCUUAUCCCACUGAUGAGAUGAUCGAGAGAUCCCGCAAGAACUCCAAGCGGUUAUCACCUAACGCGGCGCGACAUCAAGCUAGUCAUAUAUCAGGUAACUAGAGUCGCAAACUAACACCCCGGCAUUGGACACGCAACGACAAGCCGACUUGGUUACAGUGCAGAUCAGUCUAGUUAGGGUCCCAUCUUCCCCUCAGGGCCCAAGAACUCCAAGAAAUCUAAGAGAAGCCAAGCACAAGUAAGCAUUUUCCCACUUAGCUAGUUUGAGAGCUUUGAGACUUAUAGUCAAGGGCUAUCCAUCCGCAAACCCCUAGCGUAUCUCAUGUUUAUAUGAAUAUCAAUUAUAAAUUGUUUAUUUAAAAAAGACAAGACGUUAACGUAAACCCCAGUAAACAGCGAUGGUGUCCAGCGCAGCAUCAACUGCUUCUGGAACGCACACAGAUGGAGGACUCGAUGAUGAGUCUGGAGAAGCGCAGCUGCAAUUGCAGCGCAAGAUAAGCCAGGCGGUAGACGAAGGACAUGACGCAGAUAUCCCGUCGAGCCAGGGUUUUGUGCUCGACGAGCAAGAGGAGCUUAGGCGACAACGAUCGAAAGCCGAGCGGAGGCGAAACUCCUUCGCUAGUAAGAAGAGUCGGGCAGACCGCGAUGUCGAGAAAGCGCAAGCGCCUGGAGAAACGGCAUCAAGCAGCAACGAUGGCGAAGAUAGCGAUAGUGAUCCUAACAUUGUCUGGUGGACCGGACCCGACGACGUAGAGAAUCCUUAUAAUUGGCCGACGUGGAGGAAGGUUGUCAACUGCGGACUAAUCAGUGCCAUGACUUUCGUUUCUCCCUUAGCAUCAUCCAUAUUCGCACCCGGCGUUCCUCAGGUGGUAGCCGAGUUUCAUUCGACGUCCUUAGAAAUCGCCGCGUUCGUGGUCUCGGUGUACGUGUUGGGCUUCGCAGCGGGUCCUAUGUUGUUUGCGCCGUUGUCCGAGAUAUAUGGUCGAGUAAUCCUUUACCACAUCGGAAACCUAGGAUUCAUCGCCUUCCAGGUCGGAUGUGCGCUUUCUCCAACGUUAAACGCUCUCAUCAUCUUCCGAUUUUUUGCUGGCGUCUUCGGUUCCGUCGCGAUUACGAAUGGCGGCGGCACCAUUGCUGAUAUGAUCACGCAAGAGAAGCGAGGGGCCGCAAUGGCUGUUUUCAGUAUCGGUCCGCUUCUAGGCCCUAUCGUCGGACCCGUUGCUGGAGGUUUUCUAUCGGAUGCUGAGGGUUGGAGGUGGUCGUUCUGGCUUUUGGCCAUUAUUGGUGGGUUUCUUGCUAUUCUUAUGCUCUUCUCCGUUAAGGAGAGUUACGCCCCCGUAAUUCUUCAGAAGAAGACGAUCAAGUUGCGUAAGGAGACCGGAAAUGAGUUACUUCGAUCGAAACUCGAUGCCGGUUUGUCGCCUAGGGACUACUUUAAGCGAGGUAUCAUUCGCCCCUUCAAGAUGCUGUUCCUUUCUCCAGUCAUCGCCAUCACGUCGCUUUACAUGGCCGUGACAUACGGCUAUCUCUAUCUAAUGUUUACAACUAUGACCGAGGUGUUCCAGGGAUACUACGGCUUCUCAACAAGCACUGUUGGAUUGGCGUUUAUUGGACUUGGAGUGGGCAGUCUGAUUGGUAUCUUUCUUUUCAGCGCUACAUCGGAUAGAUACAUCCGGAAGAAAGCUGCGGAAGCCGAUGCGAUAGCCCAAGCUACUGGCGAACCUAAAGCUGGCAUGAAGCCAGAAUAUCGCUUACCGUUGCUCCCUGUGGGAGCCCUUCUAAUUCCCGCAGGUUUAUUUAUCUACGGGUGGACAGCUGAAUAUAGGGUCCAUUGGAUUGUCCCUAUCAUCGGAACAGCUAUUGUCGGUAUCGGAAACAUAAUCGUCUUUAUGGUUGUUCAAUUAUAUCUGGUCGACGCCUUCACCAUUUACGCCGCCUCCGCUAUAGCGUGCAAUACGAUCGUUCGAUCUUUAGCUGGUGCCGUACUCCCACUGGCUGGACUACCGAUGUACGACAAACUGGGUAUCGGGUGGGGUAACAGUACACUAGGAUUCAUCGCCGUCGCACUAUUCCCCGUGUCAUUAGGCAUCAUCAAGUAUGGGGAGCGCCUCAGGAACAGGUUCGUUAUAAAGAAUCUCUAGUGGGUGCAUCAAUUCUGCGGACUUCUUUUCGAAACCUCUACUCAGGGAUAUAUAUUAGGCUGCAUUGGAGAGGGCUUAGACACGAGGAAAAGGAUACCAUCUAUUAUUUUAAUACGUAAAGCGGAAUCACCAUAGCUACGUGAUAGAAAUUUUACCAUCUAAAUAUGCUAUUAUGCAACAUAUAAAAUUUUUAGUGUAAUUAAUUAAAUUCCCAGUCGCCAUCACACCAAACUAGAUAUAGGUAAUAGAUGCUUAUAUAAACAACAUUAGGAAAAUAAUGAAUAUACUCUAUCUAAUUA